UCCACCUUCUUUAACGUGUCAUAAACAGAGAAAUCCGGAUGGUAACGUUAGGAUACAUAGAUAUAAACAUUUAACACAAAUGAAUCGGGGGAAUUUAGGGUUGUAAAGGAAAAUAAACCAUGGAGAAUAUUCAAAGUCUUCCCAUUGAUAUUCAGACCAGUAAGCUUUUAGACUGGCUCCUGGAUCGACGUCACUGUGACGUGAAGUGGCAAAAUGCGGUGAAGGGAAUCAGAGAGAAGAUCAACGCUGCCAUUCAGGACAUGCCCGAGAAUGAGGAGAUCAAGCAGCUUCUGUCCGGCUCCUACAUUCACUACUUUCACUGCUUGAGGAUAGUGGAGAUACUGAGGGGAACUGAGGCUUCAUCAAAGAACAUUUUUGGCAGAUAUUCAUCUCAGAGGAUGAAGGACUGGCAGGAGAUUGUGUCCCUUUAUCAAGCAGAUAAUAUCUAUUUGGCCGAAGUGGCCAGCUUGUUGAUUCGUAACGUCAGCUACGAGGGUCCGGCCCUGAGGAAGCAGCUGGCCAAAGCUCAGCAGCUCCAGCAGGAGCUCAGCAGGCGGGAGGUGGAGUGCCAGAGCUCUGCAGCAGAGCUGAGGGAGAAAUACUUUACGGCCUGCAAACAGUACGGCAUCACUGGUGACAAUGUUCCUCGAGAGCUUCAGGCUCUGGUGAAAGACCUGCCUUUGGUCCUGGAGGAGGUGGGAAAGGACGCGGCAAAGCUAGAGGAGCAGAUUCAGCUUUACGCCGCGUUCACAAACUUUGUGUGCGACUGGUCCGGACCAGUCCUUCCCAUGCUGACGUUUGCCCAGAAGAAGGGGAAUGCAACGUUUUAUGAGUGGAAAACAGGAAGAGUGCCCACAGUUGUUGAGAGGCCGGUGGUGGAGGAAGCUGCUCCCGAGGCAGCCGCAGACGAUGCGAUUGACUGGGGGGACUUUGGGAGAGGAGCGGACUCCCUGGGUCUGAGUGCAGGCAUCACAGUGGAGGACGGGAUAGACUGGGGCAUCAGUUCAGAGCCAGCGUCUGAGGACACCGGUGCAGACGCCAUUGACUGGGGUGACUGCGAGGCGCCUCCCGUUGAGAUUGAAAUCGUAGAUACAGGCACAAACUGUCCUGAGGGUGUGGCUCGGGGGGAGGACGCUCUGAGCAUCCUGGAAAACGCUCAGUCACGCAACGAGUUCAUCGAUGAGCUAAUGGAGCUCGAGGUGUUCCUCACUCAGAGGAUAACUGAGAUGGGAGAGGAGGGGGAUGUGGUGGCUAUGAGCCAGUUCCAGCUGGCCCCCUCGGUCAUCCAGAACCAAACCCGCGAGCGUGUCCGGGAGAUGCUCUCCGAGGUGCGAGAUCUUUUGGGCCGGCUCACCUCUCUGAGGAUGCAGCACCUGUUCACCAUCCAGGCCUCGCCACGCUAUGUGGAGCGAGUGUCGGAGGUGCUGAGACAGAAGCUGAAGCAGGCAGACAUCCUGGUGCUGAAAGCUGCCACCAUGGCUGAGAGGAGGCAGGAAGCCUUACAGGAGCAGUCCCGGCUGGAGCCUCGUGUUGACCUGCUGGCAGGCCGCACCCAGGAACUCCAGAAACUGAUUGAAGCCGACAUUUCAAAGCGAUACCACAACAGACCCGUGAACCUGAUGGGAGUUCAUAUUUAGUGAACCUCAAAGAAUGUUGUCGUGGUCCAUGAAUACAAUUAAAAAGUGGUAUUUAAUUGAAGCCCUUGUGGUUUGAGGGUUUUGUUGAUUAAUGCAAAAACAGAGAGAGGAUCCGGAGCCUAUCCCAGCUGUCAUUAGAUGAGAGGCGGGGUUCCACCUUGAUGGGUCAGUACAUCACACAACCAUAUCACCUACUCUAAUGGGCAAUUUACACUCCCCAUUUAACCCAACAUGCAUGUUUUGGAGGGCGAGAGGAAGCAAAAAAAAAAAAAAAAUGCCCUCAGGAAAUAAUCUAAUUAUCUUUUUAUCAAACCUAUCACAGCCCCACAAUAUUCUUAAAUAAUACAUCAUAAAUAAAGUGUAACCUACAUUUUACACAAACAAGAUGAGGAAAAAGCGAGAACAGCAAUAUUGUUUAUAGUUUUCUUGAAGGAUAAUUGAGCCUUUUUAAGGAAAAAUAACAAACAAAUCUCUGCAUCUUGUUAUGUCUCAUCCUAAUUAUUUUGUUUAGAUAAAAAAUAUACAUGUUCGAAUAAACAUGAGGAAAUGUAUGAUUGAUAUCAAACUCA
Molecule: messenger RNA, 2206 nt
Organism: Menidia menidia (Atlantic silverside)
Lineage: Eukaryota; Metazoa; Chordata; Actinopteri; Atheriniformes; Atherinopsidae
Source: the annotation of a GenBank genome assembly